This is a messenger RNA of Orbilia oligospora ATCC 24927, 3735 nucleotides long. RefSeq lists its product as uncharacterized. Lineage: Eukaryota; Fungi; Ascomycota; Orbiliomycetes; Orbiliales; Orbiliaceae. The transcript is spliced from 3 exons. Gene Ontology annotation, molecular function: RNA helicase activity; RNA binding; ATP binding. The record is from RefSeq and is a predicted model, not a curated record. The coding region runs from base 1 to 3735 and encodes 1244 amino acids. Gene Ontology annotation, biological process: nuclear-transcribed mRNA catabolic process, 3'-5' exonucleolytic nonsense-mediated decay. Gene Ontology annotation, cellular component: Ski complex.
AUGGCAACUAUCUACAACUUCGAUAUCGAAAGGGCAGGCGAAAUCAACAUCGAUGCACCACUUGGAUCACCGAAGCCUCGACCGCCUAUUAAGAGACGGCGGGAAGAGCGUCUAGAUGACCUUGAACAUAACUUCCUCACUCCUCUCGACCAGUUUCCAGUAGAAUGGUUAAAUAAUCUACAAGAGCGAUGGGAGGACCCUCCGGAUUACUAUUCCCUCUUUGCACUGUCUUCUACCAUGACAAGGACUGUUAUUCGAUUUACACGCGAAGGCCUAGAAGGCCGUGUCACUGGGUACAAGGAGGUAUCCGUCCCAGCCCAGUCUAUCAACGCUAAGAACUCUACGUCCUUGUUACGGAAACCAGGAACUAGGGCCGAUUUUGUUCGUGGAAAAGCUGGUUUCUUUCCUUUCGCGCCGGGAGGUCUAGAAGUUGGAUCGUCGAAUGAAGUAUCAGAAGAUCUCGCUGCUGUUGAGUUUGCCCAAGAUUCGCUCUACGGGAGAGAUGGCAUGCUGCAAAUCGCCCCUGGGUUGUUACGAGGGUUGGGCGUAGAAGGCGACGGUGAGCCAGACGAGGAUGAAGACGAUGAUGGAUUCCAAUUUGGAGAUGUUAAGCCAAUCCGGCAACUGAAAGACGUACUCGGAUCGAAUGAGCGACGAGUGCAAUCUACAGUCGCUAUAUCUGAACUAGAAGGUAUCGACGACCUACUGCCAGUCGAAUUCCCACUUCUUGCCCCGCGAGGCCAACUUGCUCCCUCAUCCGCCGUAUCACGUGGCAAAGAGUGGGCUCAUAUGGUUGACAUCAACCAAGAUUUGACCAACUUUAAAGAACUUGUGCCCAACAUGGCUCGGGAAUGGACUUUUGAGCUUGACAACUUUCAGAAAGAAGCGGUUUACCAUCUUGAAAACGGAGAUUCAGUCUUCGUUGCGGCACAUACCUCGGCUGGAAAAACCGUCGUCGCUGAGUAUGCUAUUGCACUAGCCGCCAAGCAUAUGACAAAGGCAAUAUACACCUCACCUAUCAAGGCACUGAGCAACCAAAAGUUCCGAGACUUCAGGAAUAUAUUCGAUGACGUUGGGAUUUUGACCGGUGAUGUGCAAAUCAACCCAGAGGCUAGUUGUCUAAUAAUGACAACGGAAAUUCUACGCAGCAUGCUCUACCGUGGAGCUGACCUCAUCCGAGACGUUGAAUUUGUUAUUUUUGAUGAGGUUCACUAUGUUAAUGAUCAAGAAAGGGGUGUGGUUUGGGAAGAAGUCAUUAUCAUGCUCCCAGAUCACGUGAAUCUUAUUUUGCUAUCCGCGACUGUUCCGAACACACAGGAAUUUGCAAGCUGGGUUGGACGGACAAAAAAGAAGGACAUAUAUGUCAUAUCUACCCCGAAGCGCCCAGUACCUUUGGAGCAUUAUCUGUGGGCUGGAAAGAAGAUGCAUAAGAUUGUCGACCAGAACAAGAAGUUUUUGGAGACCGGACUUAGAGACGCCAACGAGGCAAUGUCUGGGAAGAAAGACGAGAGACCGAACCAAUCGGUGCCUACUCGCGGAAACAUUUCCCAGAGAGGUGGUCAGAGGGGCGGUCCAAAUCACCGUGGAAGCCAAUCCGCCCGUGGAGGAAGGGGUGGGAAUGUUAUGCGCGGGGCUAGCGGAGCGGCGUCUUUCAACCGUGGGGGUAGGGGGGGUAGAACUACGGCGAACCAAGACAAGAAUCUCUGGGUCCAUUUAGUCCAACAUUUAAAAAAAGAGGAUCUUCUUCCAGGCUGCAUAUUCGUUUUCUCCAAGAAAAGAUGCGAAGAAAACGCCGACGCUCUCUCAAACCUAGACUAUUGCACAGCCAAUGAAAAAAGCGCCAUUCAUAUGAUUGUGGAAAAGUCGAUAGCUAGGUUACGAAUCGAAGACAGGCAACUGCCUCAAAUCCGCCGCUUGAGAGAUCUCCUCUCUAGGGGAAUCGCGGUCCACCAUGGAGGCUUGCUACCAAUUGUCAAAGAAAUGGUCGAAAUCCUCUUCGCGAAAUCAUUAGUAAAGGUUCUAUUUGCCACGGAAACUUUUGCCAUGGGAUUAAACCUUCCUACACGUACGGUGGUAUUCUCGGGAAUCAGAAAACACGAUGGAAGAUCGUUUAGGGACCUUCUUUCCGGAGAAUACAUUCAAAUGGCGGGCCGAGCCGGCCGAAGGGGUUUGGAUAGUUCCGGGACAGUAAUCAUAGUUGGCAACGGAGAUGAAGCCCCGCCGGCAGGCACCCUUAAGACUAUGAUCCUCGGACAGCCGACAAAGUUACAGAGCCAAUUUCGCCUCACUUAUAACAUGAUAUUAAAUUUACUGCGUGUGGAGGCCCUCAAGAUUGAAGAGAUGAUCAAGAGAAGUUUCAGUGAAAACGCUACACAAACACUACUUCCCGAGCACCAGAAAAUGGUUACAGCGAACGAGGAAGGUCUCAAGAAACUUAUAAGAGAGGAUUGUAUCUACUGCAACGAAGACCUGGAUACACUUCACGAGGCAGGGAUAACAUACAAGAAGCUGACACAGGAAUUACAUACGCUAGCUCUCAAGAACCCCCAAGGGAAACGGAUGUACUGUUCUGGAAGAGUUAUUAUACUUCAAGAUAAAGAUAGUACCAGAACUAUCGGCGUCUUGAUACGGCCCUCGCAAACUACGGGUGCGGAUCCCGUUAUCCAGAUUCUGAAGCUCACCGGGGGCAAUGAUCAAAAGAUACCAGGCGAUGCUGUCCCCUUCAACCCCCUUUUCGCCCCUGUAAUUCGACAGGUGGCAGGUGAUAAGGUUAAAAUCAAGGAGACAGCGGUGCCACUCUCACAAAUAGAAUAUAUAUCGAAAACUGUUGUCGAUGCGCGCAUUACAGAGGCCCGAACAGGGAAGGCGGCCGUCGUAAAACAAUUGCUACAAGAACUGAAAGAACUGGGUCAGGGCCUCGACGACUCUGCAUGGACAGAAAAUGAUUGGACAAAAAUCAGAGACAUGCGGUUCCAGGAAGUGAUGAAAGGGCGAAAAGCCGAAUUGCAAAAGAUUAAAAAAUGCAAGAGCUUAAGCUGCCCAAAAUUCGCAAAACAUUUCCGGGCUAGGAAUGAAGAAUACAAACUCCAGGAGAAAAUAAAAAACCUCAAACAACUCAUUUCCGAUCAAAAUCUCCAACUGUUGCCGGACUACGAGCAACGAGUCAGAGUAUUAAAACAACUGGACUUCAUUGAUGAAAGUUCACGGGUCCAGCUGAAAGGGAGAGUUGCAUGCGAGAUAAACUCUGCGAAUGAAUUAGUACUAACAGAACUCAUCCUCGAGAAUACACUUGCUGACUUUGAACCGGAGGAAAUGGUAGCGCUGUUGUCUGCUUUUGUUUUCCAGGAGAAAACAGACACAGUCCCGGUAGUACCACCGAAGCUUGAGCGAGGGAAAGAGAAAAUAUUGGAGAUUGCCAAACGAGUCAAUGAGAUACAGUCCGAGCACCAGGUUCUAAUCAACGCCGAGACGGACGAUUUCGAAGGGCGUCCACGAUUCGGUCUCAUGGAAGUGGUCUACGAAUGGGCAAAGGGGAUGAGUUUCGAGCGGAUUACAGAUCUGACAGACGUUCUGGAGGGCACCAUUGUUCGGGUGAUUACACGAUUGGACGAAACAUGCAGAGAGGUCCGAAAUGCAGCCAGAAUCAUUGGGGACCCGGCGCUGUAUCAAAAAGCGGAGAAGUGCCAGGAGAUUAUUCGGAGGGACAUUAUAUCAUGCGGCUCUCUCUACUUCUAG